Messenger RNA from Rhizophagus irregularis DAOM 181602=DAOM 197198, 450 nucleotides. RefSeq lists its product as uncharacterized. The record is from RefSeq and is a predicted model, not a curated record. NCBI's taxonomy places the organism in Eukaryota, Fungi, Glomeromycota, Glomeromycetes, Glomerales, Glomeraceae.
AUGGUAUUCGUGAAUUGUGUAGUCGAAGAAAAUAUUCCUAUUGAGGCAUCAAUUGAUACGAGCGCCAAUGUAAAUUGCAUUAGCCAAAAACAUAUUGGUGAAUUAGGAAUUACAUAUCACAGUGAAAGCAAUCGUAUUGAGACUCCGGAUGCAUCCUAUUCUACAUUAGGAAAGGUUGAUCUGCAUAUCGGCUUUAAUGAUAGCAAGAAACAUAAAAGCACACCCGUUGAAUUCAUAGUUCUUGGACUGGAGUGGUCGGGACCUGAUUUAAUUUUAGGAGGACCUUGGUUUCAAGAAAAUGGUGCAACUUUGGAUAUAUGCAACUCAAAUCUAUUAUUUGACAAUAAUUUUGCGAUCCCAUUCAAAGAAGUAGACUAUAUUUCGACAUUAUCUGAUAGUCAAAUCCGAGCUAUGACGGAUUUUCCCAGUCCAACCUAUAGUCCGGAGUGA